AAAAUAAGCUAAUGCUAGUGUGAGGGAGCGAUCUCAUGAUGGAUUACUUCUCGACUCCGAAAAGUCAGAAGAAUGACGAUCUAGAAGUCACUGGAAUUUCAAGGAGUGGGAGAGUCCGGAAAAAGUCUUCAAAAUUGGUUGAUUUUGAAUCACCUGACGACGUGACGGAUCAUAAAUUAAAAAAACAAAAAGCUCAGCAUCAAGCACAAUUACUUCAAGCUCAACAAAGACUUGAAAGAUAUGAGCAACAGUUACAACAACAACAACAGUGUCAGCAACGAAAUUUACAAACUGUCAGUUCAGGGCGACCAAAUAAUCAUGUACAGCAAACAAAAAUGGUCCAACAAAAGAAGAGUUAUCAACAACCUUCUGUACAUUUUAAAGAGCCAGUCAAGCAACAAAUCAAACAAGAGUCUAGUUUGGAAGAAGAUGAUGAUUCUUCUGAAGAUUCAGAGUCUGAAGGUGCCAAUGGGCUAGAUGAUAGCGUAGAAUCAAUGUCAGAUGAUGCUACAAAUACAAUGAUGGUAGGUGAGGAGGAAGAAGAAGAAGAAGAAGAAGAAGAAGAAGACGAAGAAGAAGAAGAAGAGAACCUAAAUUCUGAGCCAGAAUUUAUUGGUUUUACGAAACUUGAGCCUCCUGAACAACAAACAGAUUUACCUUCUCAGGCAAAAAGUAGUUUAUAUAUGUUGGAAAAAUACAAGAAAAAAAUAAUAAUAAAGGAUGGAAAGGUUAUAAAUAAUAAUAAACCAUCUAAGACACAGCGGAAAGACAAAGGGAAAACUAGAUACACUGCUUACAUGCUGUGGGCUCGAGAGGCCAGACAACAAAUAUUAGAGCAUAAUCCUAAUAUGGAUUUUGCAACUGUUUCAAAGAAAUUAGGGGAAUUAUGGGCAACGGUGCCGAAUUUAGAAAAGUGUAAUUGGAGAAAGCGAGCACAACGUUGUGCAAUUAAUCCACAAUCAGCUGAAAAAUUCAAUAAAGUCGCAGUGCCGCCAGCCCGUCAAUUUAUCAAUAAAAUUGGAAACAGAAACGGGGUGCCUGCGCCUCCACCUGCGCCUAAGGUUAUACAACUAGGAACUCCAAGAAUAGGGAACAAGUUACCUAUAUCACCUCCAUUGAACAAGGUAGGGAGUAAUGGGCAUAAUGAUCCUCAUUUUGAAACAGCAGUAUAUAAAAUCGGAACUCAGCCAAUAGACGUUGCCGCUCAUUUGACUUUGCUUGGCGAAAGUUUGACAAUUAUAGGCCAGAAACUUAAAGAGCACGAGGGCCAAAUAACAGUUUCAGGAAGUUUGCCGUUACUUUUAGAUUCCUUACUUUGCGCUUUAGGGCCCUUGCUCUGUCUUACUCAACAGAUACCUGAAAUGAACGGAGCUAGUCCAAAAGUCUUGACUUCUACUCUUGAAAAUGUGUCAUACAUAAUGCCAGGAUUGUAAAUUAAAUAUCUACCGUAAAGCUAGGAUUUUUAUACCCUUUUAAUUUCACGAAUUUUUUUUAUAAAAACAUCUUCAUUAUUUUUUUAUAUUGUGUUUGUGAUCCAUUUUUUGUUACUAUAAGAUAAACAAGUGUCAUCCUAAGUAUUGAUUCUAAUUAUAAUAUUUACAAGCGUAUCCGAUAAUUAAUACGUUUUAGAUGUAAUUUAAUUAUGUAAAACUCAAAUUGAUCCAAUCGAUUAUUCACUAUAUACAU
Molecule: messenger RNA, 1686 nt
Organism: Copidosoma floridanum
Lineage: Eukaryota; Metazoa; Arthropoda; Insecta; Hymenoptera; Encyrtidae
Source: RefSeq, a predicted model, not a curated record